AUGUGCCAUUUAGUUAUUAGCCAUACCCUCGGAGCCGUUGCCCUCGCAAUCACCGAAUCAUGUCGUCGUCGACGGGUUUAUGCCCAACCAAGCAUGAUACCCAUUCGCCAAAUCACUAACAUCGGUUUUGGGUCCUUGCCCCUCUGCCGUCCAGGCCUCCGUCAUUUCAGCUACAACUCCGCUUUCCGUAAACUCAAAAUCUUCUCAGCCACUACCUCCGAAGGACAGGAUCCCUGGAGGCAUUGCCAGUCCCCAGACACCUAUUUGCUGUACGGCAAUACUUCCCGUUCAAUCAAUUGCUUCCUGGCACAGCUGCUAGAUGGUGGUUUCAUGGCUUUCGAUACAGUUUCUCACGUCCCCAAGUCUCAUAUUCUGUCGGGCCCGCCUGUAUGGAGUAUGUGUAUACGGCUUGCUAGUGAGACACCUAUCUUGAGUUUCCUCUACACCCCCUAG
Messenger RNA from Fusarium verticillioides 7600, 453 nucleotides. RefSeq lists its product as hypothetical. Bases 1 to 453 code for a protein of 150 amino acids. The record is from RefSeq and is a predicted model, not a curated record. The transcript has a single exon. NCBI's taxonomy places the organism in Eukaryota, Fungi, Ascomycota, Sordariomycetes, Hypocreales, Nectriaceae.